This is a messenger RNA of Pocillopora meandrina, 717 nucleotides long. Lineage: Eukaryota; Metazoa; Cnidaria; Anthozoa; Scleractinia; Pocilloporidae. The record is from the annotation of a GenBank genome assembly.
AUGGCAGCUAGACAUUGCUUUGCAAACGAAGCGGAUUUGAGGCGUGAGGUUUGUUCCCUGAUCGCCCAAAAGUCAUCAGAAGCUAUCAAAGAUCAUGGAUUUUUUACGAUCGGUUUUUCAGGUGGAAGUCUGCCGAAGAUCGUUUCCCCCGGUCUGUUAUCGCAAAAGAUCGACUUCUCGAAGUGGCGAGUGUUCUUUUGCGACGAGCGGUACGUGCCAAUAUCAGACCCUGACAGCAAUUAUCAAGCAGUAAAGCAACACUUUUUAGAUAAAGCUUCUGUAGGAGAGGUAUUAAUCAUCAAUCCUGAUAUUGCAUUGGAUGAGGCCGCGAAAGACUAUGAAUCUCGUCUGAAGAGCUGGUACUCUGGCAAUGACCUCCCUUCUCUCGACAUGCUGCUGUUGGGAAUGGGGCCAGAUGGGCACACCUGUUCUCUCUUCCCUGCCCAUGCUUUGCUUGAAGAAACAUCUCGCCUUGUAGCACCGAUUUCUGAUUCACCUAAGCCGCCUCCCUGUCGGAUCACGCUUACGUAUCCAAUCAUAAAUGCGACCAAGUGUGCAGUGUUUGUGAGUACAGGAGCUAGCAAGGCCAGUGUUCUUCAGCAAGUGUUGGAGGGCGACACCACAGAGCUGCUUCCAGCUGCAAGGGUGAAGCCAGCUUGUGGUGAACUGCACUGGUUUGUUGAUGAUGCUGCAGCUAGUCUUUUGAAAAAGACCUGA